Messenger RNA from Hermetia illucens (black soldier fly), 2565 nucleotides. RefSeq lists its product as uncharacterized. Gene Ontology annotation, biological process: transmembrane transport. NCBI's taxonomy places the organism in Eukaryota, Metazoa, Arthropoda, Insecta, Diptera, Stratiomyidae. The record is from RefSeq and is a predicted model, not a curated record. The transcript has 13 exons. Gene Ontology annotation, cellular component: membrane. Gene Ontology annotation, molecular function: transmembrane transporter activity. The coding region runs from base 522 to 2225 and encodes 567 amino acids.
UAACAUUCAAAGAUUUUACGUUUUCAAAAUUCCUUUAGUUAGAAUCCAGAGAUGUUCGGGUGCGGUCUAUUGAUGCUUUGUGGUGGAUUAAUUUUCAAUUGUUUAUAAGAAAAUUAAUUACAGAGUGAUAGUGGUGAAAAAAAAUUGUAUAAUUGGGUGAUAAUAUAGUGAAUAUAGUUCAACGCCACACAAUCUUGAAGACAAGUUGGAAAAUAGUGACCCGUCAAAAGGGCCUAACAUUUUAUCAGCGUUAUUUAAACAGAUCAAAGUUGAAGUUUUCGGAAGAAGCUAUGCUCCUCCAAAUACCGCUAUACAGACAAACUUGUCUUGAAUGAUAGUGCUGAUAAACUACUUAAUAUUGAAUGUAGUAGACACUAAUUAAAUACCCGGAACUUUCCCACUGGAUGACGUGUGUGAAUAAUUAUUAAAAUAUGUUUUAAACAAUCAGUAUACAGUCAUCACCUAAACAUUCUUUAAAAACAGCAGAAUUAACCAAUAAUAAAAAAAACCAAAAACCCAACAUGGAAUCUCCAAAACCCGAGGAAAAAACUACCGCACUCGGACUAUUACGAAAAGUUUGGCACCAUCGAAAGCUUCUAAUUAUUGAACCUCUGCUGCUAUGCUGGUUACUACCGUCGUGUUUGCUGAUAGUUGCCGUCCAAAAUCUAGCAUUGGAAAAAGCAUGCCGAGUCAAUUUGGGAUACGAUGCGGACGUUUGCAAGAGUAUGUUGGAUAAGGAAUUGUAUGGGAUUGAUUGUGACGCUCUGGGAUUAACGGAGGAAUCAAAUGAAACAAUGAUGGUCAAUGACACUCCUCCAAUGCCGGAGAAUAUCACGAUACUUACGGAUCUUAAUCAUACAGUGUGCAAAGCAGAAAUCGAAACACAGAAGCAAGUCACUUAUAUCAACGCAAUUAGAGGACCAAUGUCGUCAAUAUUCCCCAUUAUUGUGAUUCUAUUUGCUGGAGGAUGGAGCGAUCGGAGAGGAGUGAGGAAACCUUGCAUGCUUUUUCCAAUGAUAGGGGAGUUUGCUUCAGUGAUUGGAUUGCUUAUAACUUCGAUAUUCAUGGACGUAAUUCCUAUGGAAUUUGGUGCGAUAAUAGAAAGGGUAGUACCAUCUAUGCUGGGUGGUCAAACCUUAAUGAUUAUGGGAAUUUAUAGUUAUCUAACCGAAAUUACCGAAGAGAAAGAUCGAGCCUUCAGGUUUGGCAUAUUUGCAGUGUGUGCGAAUAUAAUACAAUUAGUUGGAACACCAUUUAGUGGAACGUUGUUUCUUCAAUUAGGUUACGUGAAAAUGUACAUAAUUGGUGCUUGCAUAUUACUUCUGGGCAUAUUAUACUUGAUUUUCUUCAUUCCCGAGAUAAAGAAAAAACCAAAAGCAGAAGAAACAAAUGGCAACAUCAACACCACCUUCGAAAGUGGUGGAAAGACAAUUGCAACUUUAGAAAUAGAUGACAAAAAGAUAGUUUUAAAGCCGAAGGAGGAGGCAGAACGACAGAAAAAUUGCCUAGUUGACUUCUUUGAUCCGACUUCAGCUUAUGAAUGCAUCCAGAUCUUCGCGAAAAAACGAGCUCAUAAUCUUCGAACUUACUUAAUUCUUCUUGUUAUUUUACAAUUGCUAUUUAUUGCGCCAGCUAUUGGUGAAGCCGAUUAUUACUACAACUUUCAAUUGCUCCAACUGAAAUGGAAUGGAGAAAUGUUUAGUUACUACAAUACUUAUUCUGCUGCUCUUAAUAUUGUUGGAACAUUCCUCAUGACAGCUGUGCUGAUAAAAUUCCUGAGUUUGAGCGACUCAAUGGCCGGUUUUAUCGCAUCCUUAGGAACUGUUAUUUCAAAACCACUUUUGGCUUUUUCGAAGGAAGCCAUCCUGUACUACGUUGGAACAACGGUUGAUCUUUUCAUCAGUUGUAAGGCAAUUGCUGUCAAAUCAAUAAUUUCGAACUUUGUCGAAACAGAAGAACUAGGCCGGUUAUAUUCAGUUUUGGGGAUAACAGAAGCCCUCAGUGGAUUUAUAUUUCCACCGCUCUACAGCCAGAUUUAUUCUUCAACAAUCGAAUCUUUUCCAGGAGCAUUUUAUCUGUUUUCAGAAAUUUUCUUAGUUCCCACACUUUUCAUUUUUAUUGCUGUUUACAUCUAUUUGAGAAAACAGAAAAAGAGGAAUCCAACGGAUACACCCGAAAAUGGCAUUGAUAAUCCUGCCAUGGAAGUCGAAUCAACGCGCGUAUAAAAAGGAAAAAUUAUCAACCAAAACCGGGGCCAAACGUGCCAUCUCUAUUAUUAGACUGUGAAGUAUUAUUUACUAAUCAACUUACUCUAGAUUGUAUAAACUGUAAAUGUUACAAUGCAUUAGUCUUAAAUAUGUACUGCUAGUAGCCGGGUGUAGAUGUAAAUGUUUAUAUAUAUGUAAAUGCUUAAAAUAGAAUAAUUUCAUAAUAUAAUAAUUUUAAAGGUACCACUCAUUUAAGAUGAAAGCUAAUAUUUUCCUCGCUCAUAGCAAAUAACCAUAUCUGCCCUAUGCAUAUACUUCCGAUAUGAAUAAACUUUCCGAAGGAAUCCUCAUAUAUUGA